GUUUAGUAUCUGCAAGUUACUGCCAUUCAUCGUUAGGCCUUGACUCGCCGCGGCGCUCUAGGCGUGCGUAACGAACCCGACUGAAAGCCUACGAGCCCACAAUGACGCGCCCGUGAGCACUCUUUAAACAUUAUAGAUAGUAUGGUUGGCUAGAGAGCUGCCGGGGCCAGCAGCAGGCCUUUUCCCCAGCCGCACCCAUUCGCGGAGAACCCAGAGAGGAGAGGGCUCUUGGCCAGGUCUCUUGGCCAGGCGUGCCCGGCGGUCCGGCCUCGCGGAGCAGCAGCGGGCGAGGAGGGCGAGCGGGGCUAGUCGCCGGAGCAGCAUGGCGCCCUGAGGCGCUCACCGGCCUCUGCGGUGUUUAGGACACAGCCUCGUGGGCGGGCUUCUGCCCAUCUAUAGAGUCAAGAGCGGCAUCAUGGGGGACCAGGUCCUGGACCUGGCAGUGCAAGCGCAAGUCUUUGAGAUUUGCGCAGCGCCCAUCUGGAUAUAUGACAGCACAUUUAGCGUCAACGUAUGGGGAAACAAGGCUGCCUUGGAGCUGUUUGGCGUGGAUGAGGCCUCGUUCAAGGCCGCUCAGGUUGAGCAGCUCGGCUCCUUCACGCCGGAGCAGCUGCGGCUAUGGAAAAAGCUGAACGCGCAAGUGCACCAGGACGUGGAGGUCGAGAAGAAGGAGAUCAACGUGACGGUAACCACCGGCGAGCCGGUGCCGGGCUUCCUGAAAUUGGAGAAGGCCCGAGUGGUGCUGAAAGCAUCAUACCGGGCCAUUCGCUUGCGGGAGGGCUCUUCGUCGCGCGAGCGGGACCUCACGUUGAUACAGGUCACUGCGCAGGUGGCGCCCACCGUGGAAGACAACCAGCUGCGCCUCGUGGAGAUGUGCAACAAUCACCCCAUGUUUCAGUUCUUGUUCGAUGAGAGCGGCAAGCUGCUGGCAGCGAACAAGCGGGCCAUGUGCAACAUGCGAGAACACCUCGGGUCGUGCGAAAACUACAACCUCCAAAACUACCUCGCCAUCGGGGAGUGUGACGGCAGCCUCGGGCCGGAUGAGAUGUAUAAGGAGGCCAUGGAGGCGAUAUUCGUGCUCGAGCAGCCGUGCCACCGCUUCCCGCAGCUUAGAUGGAGCAAGCGGCAUCCGGGAAAGUACCGCUGGGUGCUGUACGAGAUGUGGCCGUCCAUCGACCCGGUCAGCCAGCAGAAGGCGGUGCUGGUGUGUGAGCAGAACAUUUCGCAGGUGAAGGCGCUGGAGGAGCAGAUCAAGAAGCAAAACGAGCGGCUCGAAGCGCAGCUGGAGGAGGCGCUCGCGCAGCGCGACCCAGUGCACAAACCGGCGAUCGACAUUGACACGCCGGCAGACAAGACGUUGAAGCUGCUAGAUAAAAUCAUGCGGGGGAAGCUGACGGAGGUGACGCCGCGGGAAGCCCAGGAGGUGCGCGACGCCAUUAUCCAGGCGGGCGACCUGCGGCAGCCCGUUAACUUCAACGAGCAGCUGAUGAAGAACAGCCAGACGGUACUGGACAGCGAGGUCAGCCAGUCGCUGAUCCAGCUGCUCAGUUCCAGACGACCAGCCAAGAUCAAGGAGGAGGACGACGAGGGCGAGGACCAGCCGAAGCCCGGGCACCCGAACCAGGACCUGCGGCACAUCUACGCACGCAGCAACGUGACGCAGGACAGCGUGCGGGCGCUCAUCGCCAUGCACAAGAACCUGCCGGAUGAGGUGCUGACGGUGCUGCAGAGGAUAGACGACUGGCAGUUCGACGCAUUCAAGCUGAAUGAGGUCAGCGGCGGGCGGCCGCUGUCGCUGCUGUCUUACGCGCUCAUGAAGCACAACGGGUUAGUGGACAAGUUCCAGAUGGACGACCACCGGCUCGUUAAGUUCCUCAUGCGGGUCGAGGACGGGUACCCCAACAACCCGUACCACAACCGGAUCCACGCGGCGGACGUGCUCCAGAGCUUGCACGUGCUUGUGGUGCGCGGCGGCCUCAAAGCGCCGGACCACACGUACUGCGACGACGUGUCGCUGGCGUCGUGCUACCUCUCGGCGAUCAUCCACGACUUCGAGCACAAGGGGGUCAACAACGACUACCUCAUCCGCGUGUCGGACGGGCUAGCGGUGUUGUACAACGACCGCUCGCCGAUGGAGAACCACCACUUGGCGGCAUCAUUCCAGCUCAUGAACUCGGACGAGUACAACUUCCUGCGCAAGAUGCACAACAAGCAGCGGGAAACGCUGCGCAAGCAGAUCAUCGAGAUGGUGCUCGCUACCGACAUGAAGCAGCACUUCGCCAUCCACAGCAUGUUCCAGGCCAAGAUGCAGCUGAACGGGACGGUGCCCAGCGGCGGGAACGGGAGCGGGGGGAAGACCAUGCGCUCCUCCCCGCACAGCACAAGCCAGGACGGACACAAAGUCGUGGACGAGGAUCAGCGCAGCCUGGUGCUGCAGGUGGCGCUCAAGUGCGCAGACCUGGGCCACCUGGCGAGCCCGCGCAUCGUGCACAAGAAGUGGGUGCAGUACCUGGAGGAGGAGUUCUUCCGGCAGGGCGACCGCGAGAAGCAGAACAACCUGUCGGUGUCGCCCCUCAUGGACCGGGACAAGAACGGCAUCUCCAAGUCGCAGGUGGGCUUCUUCGACAUCGUGGCCUUGCCGCUCUUCCAGAGCUUCGCGCAGGCGUUCCCGGAGGCGACGCCAAUGCUCGACGCCGUGAAGGACAAUUAUGCCAUGUGGCGUGAGGAGGCGGCCGUGUACACCAACGCCAACAGCGCACGCAGCAGCAAGUAGUCGGCGUGACCGCAGCGUGCCAAAGCUGCGGCUGCCCGGCGCGCGCGCAUGACUAUGAUUAACGCGCAGCGGUGCAUCGCUGCGGCGUUCUUGCGGGCGCGCUGUUUGGGUUGAUUGAGAGCGUGCGCUGUGGCGGGGCGGCGCGCGGCGGCGGCAGGAGGGGCGGGCUGUGUGGGCUGGGAUGCCCCCACAUGCCUCUUCCUGUGCCGACUGUGUGCCCGGCCCCAAGGUUUGUAGACGUGUGAUUUCUGAACCGCGGAGCGCCUGAGAAUGCGGCCACGCCGGAGCCGCCAUGAAUGCCUUCACUUUGCCGUCCACGCCGGGCGGCCGGCAUGGCGGUAUGUACUUUGGUUUGCUAGAGGACCCAGACGUGUGUGUGCAUGGCCUGUUUUGUCUGUGUGGAGGUUGGCAGCGCUUGCAGUGAGGCCCGAUAGGAUAGCCCUCGCAAGCAGGUCCAAGAGGAUGACUGUCGCAUACACGUUAAUUUGGAUGUUGGAUGGCGUUAGGAUGGCCCUGUGUGCGGGCUGUGCGCGUGUGAAGUUUUAUGCCGCUUGGCUCUGCGGCGGCAUUCAUCGAGGUCAGUCGUGAUCGUGGCAGCUGGACAAGGAGCAGGUACUGCAUACGUGAAUACAAUAUCGCAGCCAAGGCUUGCCGGGGCGAGUCUAGGGUGCAAAUCGCUCUCUAGGGUGCAGGUCGCUCUCUUUGUGCAUGACUAAUCGCCAUACAGACACUGAGCCGCGCGCCGAACUCGGCCGAUUGCCGCAACCAAGACUACUGAGCAAAAGAGUGGUGCGCCUGGCUGCGCUGUGCGAUUUCGCGUGAGCACUGGAGCAUGGAGUGUGAGCACUGAGGAAGCGUGUAACUGUGUUUGAGAUUUCGAACAUAGCUGUCACCAGGAGAGGCCCUCCCCAGGCUGUCACCAACCCGCAACAUGGCGACACGACGGAUAGCU
Molecule: messenger RNA, 3725 nt
Organism: Chlamydomonas reinhardtii
Lineage: Eukaryota; Viridiplantae; Chlorophyta; Chlorophyceae; Chlamydomonadales; Chlamydomonadaceae
Exons: 14
Coding region: 416-2773 (785 amino acids)
Biological process (GO): signal transduction
Molecular function (GO): 3',5'-cyclic-nucleotide phosphodiesterase activity
Source: RefSeq, a predicted model, not a curated record